UAUGUUAUAAUACGUGACACCCACCACCCUCUUUCACGCCACUCACUCUUUUCUCCUCUCUCUGCGUUUCUUUUUUCUCUCAUUUUCUCAGCAACCAAACAGCACAAGCCGACCACACUUCCCUCAAGAGUCCCCAUGCCGCGGGUUCCCUAGCCGACCCAUUUUCCCUAAACCCCCCAAAUUCGCGACAAAGAAGCUUCCUUGGCGCCAAAAAAAUGAAGUCCGAGCGGGUCAAAGAAGCGCUUCUGCUUACUCUCACAUCGUGCCUCUUCGUCAUUGCAGGUUCGGAUCUAGCUUCGGACAGAGCGAGCCUGUUAUUGCUCCGAAGCAGGGUGGGGGGUCGAACCUUGCUUUGGAACACGACCCAAACAAGCCCUUGUUCAUGGACCGGCGUGCUCUGCAACAACGGAAGAGUAACGGUUUUGCGUCUCCCCGCUAUGGGUCUUACCGGUUCGCUCCCGACCGGUUUAGGGAACCUGACGGAACUGCAGACACUUUCUCUCCGAUUCAACGCACUAACUGGAGGAAUUCCCUCGGAUUUCGCGAACUUAAAAUCCUUACGUAACUUGUAUUUACAGGGAAACUUUUUCUCCGGUGAGGUUCCCGAUUCGGUGUUCGCUUUGCAGAACUUGGUGAGGUUGAAUUUGGGUUCCAACAAUUUCAGUGGAGAGGUUUCAACCAAGUUCAAUAGUCUCACUCGUUUGGCCACUCUCUAUUUGCAACGCAACGGGUUCACCGGCUCUGUCCCUGACCUUAGUGUUCCUCCUCUUCAGCAGUUCAAUGUGUCUUUUAACCGGUUAACCGGGUCAAUUCCCGAGAGGUUUUCGCGUUUGGACCAAAGCGCUUUUGUUGGAAACUCGCUUUGUGGGAAGCCCUUGCAACCUUGUCCCGGAAGUGGGAAGAAAGAUAAUAACUUGUCUGGGGGAGCCAUUGCGGGUAUUGUGAUUGGUUGUGUGUUGGGUGUGUUGUUGAUUCUGGUUCUUUUGUUGUUCCUGUGUAGAAAAAGGAGUAGGAAAAGCGAUUCUUCCAUGCAAACUAAGCGGGUUGUUGAGAGUGAGGUGUCACGUGAGAAGAGUCGUGGAGAUCGUGGUGGUGGUAGUGGUGGUGGAAAUGGUGGUAAUUCAGCUUCAGCAGUAGCAGGGUCGGUGGAGAAGAGCGAGGUUAAGGGUGGUGGAGAUAAGAGUUUGGUGUUUUUUGGGAAUGUUAAUAGAGUGUUUAGUUUGGAUGAAUUGUUGAGAGCUUCAGCAGAAGUGUUAGGGAAAGGGACUUUUGGAACAACUUACAAAGCCACUCUGGAGAUGGGAACGAGUGUGGCUGUGAAGAGGUUGAAGGAUGUUACUGCAACAGAGAGGGAAUUCAGGGAGAAAAUUGAGCAAGUGGGGAAGCUGGUUCAUCAAAACUUGGUCCCACUAAGGGGUUAUUAUUUUAGCAGGGAUGAAAAGCUCAUUGUGUAUGAUUACAUGCCCAUGGGAAGUUUAUCUGCUUUAUUACAUGCAAAUGGUGGAGUGGGGAGGACUCCACUGAAUUGGGAAACAAGGUCUGCGAUUGUCCUUGGAGCUGCCCGCGGGAUUGCAUACCUUCAUUCACAUGGCCCAACAAGCUCCCAUGGAAACAUCAAGUCAUCAAACAUCCUUCUCACAAAAUCUUUUGAAGCUCGUGUCUCUGACUUUGGCCUUGCUUAUCUUGCUCUUCCAACCUCUACACCAAACCGCGUUUCUGGUUACCGUGCCCCAGAGGUCACUGAUGCGCGCAAAGUAUCCCAAAAAGCUGAUGUCUAUAGCUUUGGUAUCAUGCUUUUGGAACUGCUUACAGGAAAGGCUCCUACUCAUUCUUCACUGAAUGAAGAAGGGGUAGACCUCCCAAGAUGGGUCCAAUCUGUGGUUCAAGAUGAGUGGAACACUGAAGUAUUUGACAUGGAGCUUCUUAGGUACCAGAAUGUUGAGGAGGAAAUGGUCAAGCUCUUGCAGCUUGCCCUUGAAUGUACUGCCCAAUAUCCUGACCAAAGACCUUCAAUGGAUGUGGUGGCAGGCAAGAUUGAGGAAAUUUGUCAUCCUAGUGUAGUGAUAGAGGAAGGGAAGAAUAAUGAUUUUAAAGAUGCAGAUAUGGGAUUUUCCCAACAGUACUACUCUGUUGAUUCUGGUGCAUCACAUGCUUGAAUAUAGAAUUGAAGAAACCUCAUUAUUUCAUCAUUGACCUGUUUUUGGCAUGCAUAUUACAGAAGUGUUGUUUGUUUAUUCAUUGAAGUAUUAUAGCAAUUAGCUGUGUAUGUCUUUUGUCUUACUACCUCUUUUCCCUCAGUCUCUAUUGUUAUGCUCUGAGUCUUGGGGAGUGGCGGCUUAUCUCCCAGUUUACUGCUUCAUUAUAUCCCUCAAAAGACGUCUAUUUAUUUUCAUUUUUACAGGAUUAUGUGUGAAUUGUGAAUAAUUUGUUUGGAUAUCUACAUUGGUGUCUUCUCCCUCUUAUUUUCGAGUCGGAUUGGUUUGUAUCAUAAUUCUAAAGUUUUCUUUGCUUUUUGUAUUUGGUAGGCUGGGUUUGGCCUAUCGUUUGU
Molecule: messenger RNA, 2548 nt
Organism: Abrus precatorius (Indian licorice)
Lineage: Eukaryota; Viridiplantae; Streptophyta; Magnoliopsida; Fabales; Fabaceae
Product: probable inactive receptor kinase RLK902
Exons: 2
Coding region: 216-2156 (646 amino acids)
Biological process (GO): protein phosphorylation
Molecular function (GO): protein kinase activity; ATP binding; protein binding
Source: RefSeq, a predicted model, not a curated record